AUGUCAUCAGAGAAAUCAAGAGGCACGGUCCAGCGAUACCUCUACCAGGAACUCGAUGCAUCAUACAUGAGUUUUGUCAUCAUUCUCUGUUUCUUCAUUUCCGGCCUCAUCGACAGCGUGGCUUUCAACUCAUGGAACUGUUUCGUCGACAUGCAAACCGGCAACACAGUCUUUGCAGCACUGGGACUUGGCGGCCAGCCCAAAGCCAGUCAUUCUCAACAAUACUACAAAUCCCUCACCUCGAUCGGGGCAUUUUGUCUCGGCACACUCUUCUUCAACACCCUGCACCGAUUCCCGACGGGAUUUGCAGAGCAGGCAUCAUCCCGCCGUCGGAGCACCUUCAUCGCCUCUUUCAGCAUUCAAACAGCCUUAAUCGUUGUGGCAACCGUCCUCGUCUCACAGGAUCUUGUCUCCAACCAGCCUUUCCUGCCGGGCGCCUUCUCCUCUGGCAGCAAUGACAAGGACAGUCGACCACCUGCCAUGACCAAUUUCUUGGAUCUGUGUCCCGUGUCUCUCCUCUCAUUUCAGGCCGCGGGGCAGGUGACCUUGUCGCGACUGCUGGGUAUGGUGGAGCUGCCGACGAUCGUGCUCAGUGCACUUUACCAUGACUUCACUGCCGAUCUGCUCGCCAUCAGAACGUCGUGGAAGAGGAGUCCAAGUCUUUGGGAGUUUCUGGUCGUGCAGCAGCGUAGACAGGGGAGGAGACUUGCUUGUAUCAUUGCGCUUUUUAUUGGUGGUAUCAUUGGUGGCGAGAUGUACAAGUCGCGUGCUGGCAUGGCUGGGGCGCUCUGGCUUGCGGCUGGAGCUAAAUUGGCCAUUGUGGUCGCUUGGUGUUUCUGGAAGGGAGGAAGUGCGGAUAAUGACGGCCUGCCUCGGUGA
Molecule: messenger RNA, 879 nt
Organism: Exophiala dermatitidis NIH/UT8656
Lineage: Eukaryota; Fungi; Ascomycota; Eurotiomycetes; Chaetothyriales; Herpotrichiellaceae
Exons: 2
Coding region: 1-879 (292 amino acids)
Source: RefSeq, a predicted model, not a curated record